GCUUCCCGUGCCGUGAGGGGGCACUUCUUGCCGCCGCGCCGGCCAGGGCUCCUGAGCUGAGGGGCAGUGGCCGCCGGCUGGGCAGGGCGGCGAGGGCUCAGCCAUGGCCGGGCAGCUUCCCGGCGGGAUUCCCGGCCUGAGGGCACUGAAGGGCGGGGGAUGUGCUCGCGUACCUGGCCGUGUUUCCCCGGGCCCCGUGUGGGCGUGCUCCUGUGGCGGCGGCGGCGGCAGCUCCCGCCCCUCCGCGCUGAGGCGAGCGCGCAGCCCAGUGCCAGAUCCGUGGGCGGCCGUGCUUGGAUACACCCCCGGCUACAGGCGGGCACACGGAGCACGAUAUCCCCGUCCUGGCUGAGCGUGUGUGCGUGUGGCUCUCUUGGAGAGAAGUUGUGAGGCUGUGAGGACAACUAAUAUGGGUUAGACCAAGGGGAGAGAAUGAUGCCAGACGCUGUGUACUAUGUAUAUAAGUAACUAAAGGCUGGGUUUCCAGAGGGCGCAUCCAGGCUUUUCCUGGGGGUGCCGAGCAAUAGGACAAGAGGCAAUGGGCAGAAACUGAGGCAUAGGAAGUUCCACCUGGAUAUGGGGAAGAACUUCUUUACUGUGGGAAUGAGCACAGUGGAACAGGUUGCCCAGAGAGGCUCUGGAGUCUCCCUCACUGGAAAUAGUCAGGAACUGGCUGGACACAAUCCUGUGCCAUGUGUGCUGGGAAGACCCUGCUUGAGCAUGGAGGUUUGACCACUGUGAUCUCUUCCAACCUUCCCCAUUCUGUGAUUCGGAGAAUAAUCAAACUGGAAUUUCAACCUGGUUACCACUGUUCACUUGUUAUUCCCUUCCCUCAGUGUUAUGAAGGUGACCACUCAAUCCUUAAGAAAGUGGUGGUGAACUUGAGAUUUUGUGCUCUGAAUUAUGGAAGUAUUUCAUGGGGGCAAAUACUGCUAUUAAACUUUUCCUGAAUUUAUGCUUUUAUAUCACUUAAAAUAUUUUUGAUUCAACAGUUGCAAAAAAAUUAUGUGCACAGUGAAAGCUGUUUAGAGAAAAGAAGUAAAAGGCUGCAGCCUUUCAUCCCCUGUUCAUCUGUCACUCAGCUAUAGACGGAUGAUGAUGAUUGUCAGCCAUGGAGGCCCCCAGGGCCAGCGCGGCGCACCUGAGUGAGUGGCAGGAAAGUUCCUUUGCUGUCACCUCUGGCACCUGCACCCCGGGGCAGAAGGCAGACGGGUACCGUGCCAAGGUGCUGCGCAUUCAGUAUGCAUGGGCAAGCUCCGAGAUCUCCCAGGCCUGUGCUGCCAGCCUGUUCAGGAGGUACGCAGAGAAAUACUCCGCCAUUGUCGACUCUGGCAACGCGGAGACUGGCUUGAACAACUACGCGGAAAACAUCCUGACUCUGGCAAAGUGUCAGCAAAGUGACAGUGACAAGUGGCAAUCUGCCUUGACAACAGAGAACGUGUUUGAAUUGAAGUGUGUGCGAGAGAGGAUGCGGGCUGGCAAAAGUUUCCAGAGCUCUCAGAUGGCACCGACAGAUGCCCGUGCGCGAGCUGAUAAAGGGGUCAGCGCCCCCGCUGCUCCAGCUCUUCCCAGACUCCAUGGCUUCGGCAGUGCCGGGGAGGCUGAGCUCACUGCUGCCUCAGCAAAAUGUGCCAGUCAGGGACCAGAUCUCCUUGGGCAUCCCUCGUCUUCCAAGUCCCUGCAAAGCAGUGUGCCUCCUGUGACCAGAACUUCAGAUACGCUUCCUGCUGCUUCAGCCUCCUCAAACAAACAGGUUCUUCCAGGUUUCCAGGCCACUCCGCUCUUUGGAAGUAAAGAAGCCACUAAUAGUAGUUCUCCUAAAAUGCCAGGUAACUGUUAUGAUGGACAAAAUUCGUCUCUUUUCAACCAGUCAGCUGUACCUGCCUGGUCUGCAAAUUCUGGGAAAAGAAAAGCCUUCUAUGGUCUGGUUGAUGAAGGUAGCACAGCUGUUCCUAGCCUUGCUCUGUGUCAGGCUUCCAUUUCUACAGAAACUAAUGGUUUUUCAGGGCAGAGAAACAGAAAUGAAGAGAGCAGUGCUCCUGGGUUUAAAACUGCAAAGGAACAGCUGUGGAUGGAUCAGCAAAAGAAAUCUCAAAACCAGCGUGCACCGGUCUCAUCAUAUGGAGGAGUAAAAAAAUCCCUGGGUGCAGGCAGGUCUCGGGGUCCCUUCAGCAAGUUUGUGCCUCCAGUUCCUAAGCAAGAUGGAAGUGAGAAUGGAGGAGCACAGUGUAAGCCUCAUGUAGGAGAAUCAACAGACCCAUUGCUACCUGUGGAUGAACGGCUGAAAAACAUAGAACCAAAAAUGGUUGAACUCAUCAUGCACGAGAUCAUGGACCACGGGCCUCCGGUCGGCUGGGACGACAUUGCUGGAGUGGAGUUUGCCAAAGCCACCAUCAAGGAAAUUGUGGUGUGGCCCAUGCUGAGGCCGGACAUCUUCACCGGCUUGCGUGGUCCUCCCAAAGGAAUCCUGCUCUUUGGCCCCCCUGGCACUGGCAAGACCCUCAUAGGCAAGUGCAUCGCAUGCCAGUCUGGAGCAACUUUUUUCAGCAUCAGCGCCUCCUCCCUGACGUCCAAGUGGGUGGGUGAGGGGGAGAAGAUGGUGCGCGCGCUGUUUGCCGUGGCGCGCUGCCAGCAGCCCGCCGUCAUCUUCAUCGACGAGAUCGACUCCCUGCUGUCCCAGCGCGGAGAGGGCGAGCACGAGUCCUCCAGGAGAAUAAAAACCGAAUUUCUGGUGCAGUUGGAUGGGGCAACAACCUCCUCUGAAGAUCGGAUCCUGGUGGUUGGAGCCACAAAUCGGCCCCAGGAAAUCGAUGAGGCGGCCCGGAGGCGACUGGUGAAGAGGCUGUACAUCCCUCUGCCCGAAGGCUCCGCCAGGAAGCAGAUUGUCACCCGGCUGAUGGCACGGGAGCACUGCUCUCUGAAUGAGGAGGAAAUCAAGCUCAUAGUCCAGAAGACCGAUGGGUUUUCUGGGGCAGACAUGACCCAGCUCUGUCGGGAGGCUUCCCUGGGCCCCAUCCGCAGCCUGCAGUCCAUGGACAUUGCCACCAUCACGCCGGAGCAGGUGCGGCCCAUCUCCUUCCUGGACUUUGAGAGCGCCCUGAGGACGGUGCGGCCCAGCGUGUCCCCCAAGGACCUGGAGCUCUAUGAAACCUGGAACCAGACCUUUGGCUGCGGCAGAUGAGCUGCACCACAGCUGUUCCGCUGGAGCAGGGUAGGAUUGCAGCACUGCCACCUAUCAAACCUGUGGCAAUUCAGUGCAUCUGCACUUGGGUUUGCUUCUGUCCUGGAAUUAAACCUCCUCAUGUUAUACAUGUCCAGGCUCUGGCUGAGGCUUUGCCAGCUGAAAAGUCCACGAGGAACUGCAGCUCAUGAUACGAGAAAUUGCUGAACAGCAGUGGCCUGGAGGGGCUGACAGUGUUUACAGAUUGCUGGGAGAGAUGGAAACAAAUUUCACUGAUGUUUAAGGAGAAGGUUAUCAAACCUCAAAAACAAUUGGAAGGAAUAUUGGGGAAAUGUCAAGGUCCACCAUGCUGUGUCAGUAAGGGAUUCAAGUAAUAGCAGAAAUGCUCAUUUUGGGUAGGAGCAUGGCAAAACUGGAUAGGGAAGAAUAGUUAGAGAUGCUUUGUUUGGGAGGAGACGAUGGAGAUGGUUGUAGACUUACAUGGAAAAAUGGAAGGGAGGACAAAAGAGGGAGGUCUCUUGAGAGUUGCUCUUGUCUGACAGCCAAGGCUUAUCACUGCAGUCAA
Messenger RNA from Zonotrichia leucophrys gambelii, 3746 nucleotides. RefSeq names its product fidgetin like 1 (gene FIGNL1). Gene Ontology annotation, molecular function: ATP hydrolysis activity; ATP binding; microtubule severing ATPase activity. NCBI's taxonomy places the organism in Eukaryota, Metazoa, Chordata, Aves, Passeriformes, Passerellidae. The record is from RefSeq and is a predicted model, not a curated record. The transcript is spliced from 2 exons. Bases 1112 to 3181 code for a protein of 689 amino acids.